AUGUCUAAGAAAUGGGAAAAAGCACGGAACGGAAAAUGGAGCCCCACCCAUCCCCCCUCCAACCAGAGCGCCACCCAUCCCCCCUCCAACCAGAGCGCCACCCAUCCCCCUCCAAACAGACCGCCACCCAUCCCCCUCCAACCAGAGCGCCACCCAUCCACCCUCCAACCAGACCGCCACUCAUCCCCCUCCAACCAGAGCCCCACCCAUCCCCCUCUAACCAGAGCGCCACCCAUCCCCCUCCAACCAGAGCGCCACCCAUCCCCCUCCAACCAGACCGCCACUCAUCCACCCUCCAACCAGACCGCCACCCAUCCACCCUCCAACCAGACCGCCACCCAUCCACCCUCCAACCAGACCGCCACCCAUCCACCCUCCAACCAGACCGCCACUCAUCCCCCUCCAACCAGAGCGCCACCCAUCCACCCUCCAACCAGACCGCCACUCAUCCCCCUCCAACCAGAGCGCCACCCAUCCACCCUCCAACCAGACCGCCACCCAUCCACCCUCCAACCAGACCGCCACUCAUCCCCCUCCAACCAGAGCGCCACCCAUCCACCCUCCAACCAGACCGCCACUCAUCCCCCUCCAACCAGAGCGCCACCCAUCCACCCUCCAACCAGACCACCACCCAUCCACCCUCCAACCAGACCGCCACCCAUCCCCCUCCAACCAGAGCGCCACCCAUCCACCCUCCAACCAGAGCACCACCCAUUCCCCUCCAAACAGACCGCCACCCAUCCACCCUCCAACCAGACCGCCACUCAUCCCCCCUCCAACCAGAGCGCCACCCAUCCACCCUCCAACCAGACCGCCACCCAUCCACCCUCCAACCAGACCGCCACCCAUCCCCCUCCAACCAGAGCGCCACCCAUCCACCCUCCAACCAGACCGCCACCCAUCCACCCUCCAACCAGAGCGCCACCCAUCCCCCUCCAACCAGAGCACCACCCAUCCACCCUCCAACCAGAGCGCCACCCAUCCGCCCUCCAACCAGACCGCCACCCAUCCGCCCUCCAACCAGACCGCCACCCAUCCGCCCUCCAACCAGAGCGCCACCCAUCCGCCCUCCAACCAGAGCGCCACCCAUCCACCUUCCAACCACAGCGCCACCCAUCCGCCCUCCAACCAGAGCGCCACCCAUCCGCCCUCCAACCAGACCGCAUUUCAUGA
This is a messenger RNA of Oncorhynchus tshawytscha (Chinook salmon), 1173 nucleotides long. RefSeq names its product early nodulin-75-like. The coding region runs from base 1 to 1173 and encodes 390 amino acids. The record is from RefSeq and is a predicted model, not a curated record. The transcript is spliced from 2 exons. NCBI's taxonomy places the organism in Eukaryota, Metazoa, Chordata, Actinopteri, Salmoniformes, Salmonidae.